AUGGGUCAACUACCUACUUAUAAAAUUGCUCGACCAUCUAAACCCUUUGCUAUAAGCAAUCUGGAUAAUACUGGCCCUAUUUGGAUGCGAACAACUAAGGGUCGCGGGCACAAGGCAUAUAAGGGCUCUAUUGUAGUUUUUGUUUAUUUUGCUACGAGAGCGGUCCAUUCGGAGGCGUCUUCAGAAAACGCAGCUGAUGGCUUCAUAGCGGCUUACAAACGUUUUGCUGCUCGACGUAGCAUAAGUACUUUUCUUUACAGCGAUUGCGGUACUAAUUUUGUCGGGGCAGAAAGGCACCUCCGAACACUUUUCAAUGAAGCCUCUGCUUUCUCAUCAACCAUCAGCCGCUAUCUUGCUCAUAACGGAACUACAUGGCAUUUCAACCCUCAAGCCGCCCCGCACUUCGAAGGACUUUGGGAAGCAACUGUUCAUUCUGUAAACCAUCAUCUUCGUCAAGUAUUGGGAGAUACUUCUCUGACUUUUGAGGAAAUUACAACCUUCCUUACAUUGGUUGAAGCUUGUCGCUAUUUACGGCUGCUACAGGCUCAGAGCGAUGAUCCGAAUGAUCUGGUACAGUUGACGCCGUGUCAUUUCUUGAUCGGUUCUCCGAUCUUCACGGUUCCAGAAUUUUCUCUUAUCGACCUUAAGCAAAAUCCAUUACAACCCUGGCAGCUUACCAGACAAAUGUAUGAAGAUUUCUGGAACAGAUGCUUCUUUUUGUGA
Molecule: messenger RNA, 723 nt
Organism: Belonocnema kinseyi
Lineage: Eukaryota; Metazoa; Arthropoda; Insecta; Hymenoptera; Cynipidae
Exons: 1
Coding region: 1-723 (240 amino acids)
Biological process (GO): DNA integration
Molecular function (GO): nucleic acid binding
Source: RefSeq, a predicted model, not a curated record